Peronospora farinosa is the source of this 834-nucleotide messenger RNA. Lineage: Eukaryota; Oomycota; Peronosporomycetes; Peronosporales; Peronosporaceae. The record is from the annotation of a GenBank genome assembly.
AUGAGCAGCAGUGACGAUGGCAUUGACCUCGGCGUCACGAUAGAUCAUCGCCUAUGUACACCACUAUCUACUAACGCACAUCCUCAUGCCACCUCUACGAAGCGUAAGCGAGUGGUACUUUCGAUUCAUGACAAACAACAGGUUCUUGAGCGUCUCGAAGCCGGUGAACAGCCGAUCGCCAUUGCGCAUGAGUUUGGUAUCAGUCGUCAGCAAGUAUCAGAUAUCAAGAAGAACAAAGACCGUAUACUGGCUUUUUGUAUUGAUGCUGAAGGCAUGACAAAAUUGAAGCGUAAGACACUUAAAUCUGUGCCUGAACAUCAUCCGGGUGUCGAGCAGGAACUUUAUCGAUGGAUUAUCCGCCAAAGGACAUUGGGUCGACCAGUAUCAGCCGAUGCAUUAACUACUAAAGUGUCGGAUCUCUUUAUGCAAUACGCAAUUGAGGGAAAUUCUAAAAUACCAUUUACGGCAAUGAUCAAGUGGUUGAAGCACUUUAAAAAAGUCUAUGGCCUUAAAGUGUUGUCUCAGGACGAGAUGCAGCAGCUGCCGGAGCAAUUUGUACCGGCAAUGGGUGUUAUACAGAUGCAACAACCUGAUACGACAAUAGCAACGUCGGUGGAUGAAAAUGCGUGCAUGCACGUUGUGGAACAUGGGAAUACACGACAACCGCAAGAUGGACUGGGUGCCUCUACGACAUCAUUACAAACUGUUGUGGAUACAAUGCAACAGCUGAAUACUCAACUCGCGAGGUUUGAACAGGAAAUGGUAAUCAAGCUCGACUACUUAGAUGAAAGGGUCACUACAUUGUGCUCAUUCGUGCUCCUUCCGCGAGGAUAG